This is a messenger RNA of Aspergillus ibericus CBS 121593, 705 nucleotides long. RefSeq lists its product as uncharacterized. Bases 1 to 705 code for a protein of 234 amino acids. Lineage: Eukaryota; Fungi; Ascomycota; Eurotiomycetes; Eurotiales; Aspergillaceae. The record is from RefSeq and is a predicted model, not a curated record. The transcript has 4 exons.
AUGACCUUUUGGUACUUGCGGGGUAAAAAUGAAAUCAUUACCCAGAACCACAUAGUCACAUGGGGGGGUAUGACAAGGGUCCCGUCUUUCGGUUGGAAGAACGUGUGGACCGAUUCGCCAACUGUUUCAUGCAGAAAAUCACAUCCUCCCGAUCCAACCAACCCCUGCGUAGACCCCGGUGUUGCUGCCUUGCUCAGUCAAAACACAACUGACCGUGCUCUUGCCGUGAGCGUGAUACCGGGUACAUACGGAGACCCACUUGGGCUGUCGCCCGUGAAUGCCCUCACGUUUCCCGGGUUUGAGCCAGACCGGGUCUUGCGGGUGGCAUGGUGGCCCGAGACGCAGGUGCCGUGGGUGGAUGCGGGCGACGUGGGAAUUGUGGUCGCGGCGGCCAUCGCGGACCCCGAGCGCUACUCUCAUAGGGCCAUUGAUCUCGCGGUCGAGGCACUGACGGUGGAGGAGUUGGCGGGGAAGCUUGGGCGGGCUCUACGGAAAGGGGAGGCCGGGGUGCCAGUGCCCGUGUCAGUGCAGUAUCGGUCGGAGGACGAGGUGGACCAAAGCGACCGUCCAAGAUUUGUUGCAUCCGAAACCAUGGACAUAGGGGUUCAAGAGGCGCAGCAUCAUUGUCAACAGCGACUCUCUCCGUUUAUCAUCAAUAUGAUACGCAUUAUGCAGCUAUGCAACCAUCCCCACCCUCAAGGUUGA